Messenger RNA from Parnassius mnemosyne (clouded apollo), 5622 nucleotides. The record is from the annotation of a GenBank genome assembly. Lineage: Eukaryota; Metazoa; Arthropoda; Insecta; Lepidoptera; Papilionidae.
CACCAGAACACAUGGCGCGCCCUCCUCCUCGGCCUCCAACUUAAGAUGCGCAACGGACGCCCACGUGUCCGAUGCGCGAAGGCCAUGGGGCCAGGAAAAACUAGCACUCAGAAGCACCAGCCUUCCUGACCCCAGCGGCGGAUCUGGUCUAUGGCUCCGCCGCUAACCAAGAUUCGGCUGCGGAGGGUAGGGAGAGCGGCGCCUCGCAAUACCGACACUCCUCUCCCCCGCAGCCCCACCACCACCGCAUCAACGGUGCGGCCCCGUUUGAGUCGCGGAGGAUAGGGCGAGUAUCGCAUCGCCAUACCAACACUCCUCUUCCUCCGCGACUCCACCUCGGCUGCAGCGGUAGAGGGAGCGGACACCCCUCCCACCGCAGCCCACCGUCACACAUCCGAAGUGGGCUCGCCAAGUCCACUCGGAGUGGCCACCUCGGGCCGGCCCUACACCACGGGCCAGCCAAGGGGUUCCUCUUUGUUCACCGUGGCUGACCAAGCUACGGCUACUAAGCCCCCUCGCCACGACAAGGCGGGAACCCGUUCGGGGGGGGGGGGGGGGGGGGGGUAAUAGUAUCUAGUUCGAACGAUUUAUUGCAGCAUCUCAUCGAAAGGGUGAUUAAGAAAAAGUUUAUGAGAUAGGUAUUCGUUCUGAACGAGUUUUCCGAAAACAUGUGAAAGGAAAAUUGUAAACGAAAAUAUGUUUCGAAAAUUAGUAAACGAAUGCCUUGUGUCCUGCAAAACUUUUUAACAUACUUGACAUACAUAUGUACGAUUCGCAAGCACUAUCAAACCAUAAACACUUAAUUAUUAAAUUAAUAAUCGAAACUUAUUUGAUUAUUAGAUUGAAGUAUGAAGCAAAAUUGUAAGAUACCUCUUAAGGAGAGCUUACGACAUUUUUACAAUAUAUUAGUUAUUUUUGGUGGAAAAUAAAAAUCACAAACUUUUUGUUUGUAGUUUUAUUUUUAUGCCCUCAUACAUAAUAAUAUUCAUUUUAUGACACAUAGUUCUGUAUCGAUAAUUGAAGUUGAUACAUGGCGCAGCAUGCACAUUGCACUCACACGGGUACAUUUCGUUUUUAGUCUCACCCUAAUCACGGCAUCGCCAAUCUAAUGUAUACUGUUAGGAAUGAGUAAAAUAAUAAAAGAAAAUAAGAAAAAUUGAAGAUGGCAACACGGCUGUGCAGCCAUUGGUAGAUCGGUCCGUGUCCGUGUUUGCUUCAGAGUAAAUUCUAAUACGAGUAACAUUAUUUUAUUUAAAUCAUUUUGAGAAUAGUUUCUAACAUCAGAAGUGGAAUAGUUUCUAAUAUCAGAAGUGGGAUAAAGUCCCUGUUACUGUCCACGUAUACACUUUAAAUAUUUUUACUCCAAAUGGGAGACGGCUAAUUGGACAUGGUCAGGUGCGUGGCCGAGCUUCGGUAAGGUUGAGGCUACGCCGCUACUAACUGCUGCAAACUGCUGUUUCUGGGCCGAUCUUACGGCGGGAUGGCCGGGUGCCCCCGAGCGCUUGGGAAACUUGAUCCUGGGAUGAGUAACAUUUAUUUAAUAAUUUUAAAUUUAUGUAAAGUCAAGUCAAGCAUUGAAUCAGGUGUUUUGUUGGAAAAUCGAAUGCGUUUGCCUGAGCAACCCUUAGAAUCGACAGAGGAUACAAAAGAGUCCAUACAGAGUUACCAAAGUGUUACCAAGUUAUCGGUACAAGUUGAAGUUAUUAUCUGAAACUAGAGGCAAAAUUACCCAUGCCGCAGCUCAGUAUAUGGUUCCAUGGAAAGGCGAAUGGUGUCCCGAGAGUUGUGUUGCAUUUUUGUUGAAAGUGUGUUUCGACUGAAUCUUUUUAAUACAUUUUCUUUUGAGUGUUACAGUAGCACGUGUGAUGUGAUUACAUGUGCGCGAGUGUGAGGCGUGUGUGCCUUGCUUGUUGGAGCUGGACUGCUGGGUUCAGCUGUAACAUAGCCUGGUUUCGGCGGACGCGUGUGCUGCACGUGUGGCGGGUGCCGUCCCGGAGCGCGCGCAUGCUGUACAUGGCGGUGCUGUGGGAAGUCGUAUUUUCUGAACAUGCAUCAGGCGCUGUCCUGGCAGGCGCUGUCCUGGGGCGCUGUGUGCGCUGAAGUCGUAUUCUGUGAACAUGCAUCAGGCGCUAACCUGAGGCGCUGUGAGCGUGGCGCCGUGUGCGCAAGCGCAGUGUGCGCGGAAGUCGUGUUUUUUUGAACAUGCAUCAGGCGCUGUCCUGGCAGGCGCUGUCCUGGGUCGCUGUGUGCGAUGCGCUGUGUGCGCGGAAGUCGUGUUUUCUGAACAUGCAUCAGGCGCUGUCCUGGCAGGCGCUGUCCUGGUUCACGUCUUUAACGUGGGAACUUGCAAGUUCAAGUACGAGUAUGUACGAGAUACUUUGUAUGGAGAUGUAUGCAUACUUGUGAAAGCGAAGUUCUUUUUUAUAGUCUGCGGUAUGAGAGCGUAUUUCUGUUUGAGGGCCUCGUAUGCGAGAUGGAUGAGAGAAUAGGCAACGGUGUAUGUUGUCCUUGUAAUUAACAACUUGUUUUUAACACACAGAUCACGACGACUACAACCCCGACCCCUGUUGUAAUAGCCACGUGCGCUUGCCUACCUAUGGAAUGUGCUACCUAUGGAAUGUGCUGUGUGUCCAUUGUGUCGUGUGGCGCUUGCCAUUCUACGUGUGGCAGCUCGGGCGCGGUAGCGGCCGCGCUGGGCGCGUCGCCGUCUGCUACUGGCGCACAGCUUGGCCUACGCCUCUACAUUCAGCUUUCUUUUUGCAAUGUGUAUAGUGGUUUGUGAGUGCCAUGCACACAGUUACUAUUUAGCGUUUCUUAUGACAUGUGUGGUGAAUUUUAGAAGUCUGGAAUUCUAUGGUUCGCAAUACAUUUAUCUUCAUUUCUUUUAAUUUUGUAAAGCAGAUUAUUUAUUUGUUUCUUGCACCUGGAACUUUUUACAUCUAUUCCAAUCUUAAAUUACUUUAGUCAUCUAUUUUGUGAAAUCGAUGUUGGAUGUACUUGAGUGCACGCUUGUGCAUCUAAUGUAAUUGUUUCCAUGUCUUUUGCUUGGACUGUUGUAUAUUUAAAAUUUUACAUAAAAACUACUUGUAGUAAAAUCCAAUAUGAAAAAGGUUUCAGGUACUAAUUAACGCUAAUUUUGUAUGUCAACAGCCACUGAGGGGUAUGCAAACUUGGUGCCUAUGCCUACAGUGUUGAAGUCUGUGUGAUACGCUAACUUUGUGUCUAUGUUAACAGCCACUGAGGGGUAUGUAAACUUGGUACCUGUCCCUACAGUAUUGAAGCUGAGACAGCUCGCUAGUGCGAGUACGCCGAGACAGCUCGCUAGUGCGAGUGCGCCGAGACAGCUCGCUAGUGUGAGUGCGCCGAGACAGCUCGCUAGUGCGAGUACGCCGAGACAGCUCAUUGCCGCGAGUGCUGCGCGAGUGCUGAACGUACCAGAACCGUUCGCUGGAUCGCGUUUAGCUGGUUGGCCUCCGUCUUCAGUGUAUCUAUGAUACAAUCUGCGCCAUGUGCACAGUGUUCCUUGGAGUAGACUUGUGUUAUCUGUAGCGCGUGUUAAGCUCUAGUAGGAAGCGUUGUAUACUAAAAUCUGAUUUGGACGAUGUCUUCAUUUCUGCAAAAACUUAGUCUGUAUUUCAUGGUCAGAAAAGGCCGAGACGGUAAACUUACAUUAAAGCCGGUAACGUUACUCUAGGCUUCACACGGGGACGUGUGAAUUGUCAGGAAAGGCCGUGUUAGGAAUGAGUAAAAUAAUAAAAGAAAAUAAGAAAAAUUGAAGAUGGCAACACGGCUGUGCAGCCAUUGGUAGAUCGGUCCGUGUCCGUGUAUUGCUUCAGAGUAAAUUCUAAUACGAGUAACAUUAUUUUAUUUAAAUCAUUUUGAGAAUAGUUUCUAACAUCAGAAGUGGAAUAGUUUCUAAAAAUACUAUAAUAUAUCUAUGGCAAAAACAAAACGUUUUUAAAUAUUUUUAUGUAUUUUGUCUAUGGCAUUAGAAAAUGAAGGUUAUUUUUUUGUAAUAAAUAGCCUUCAGUAUCAAAAAAAACUCAUAAUAUUGAAACAAUGAGGCGAAUCUGUAGAGAUUAAUAAUGAAUAAAAUAAAUCUAAAAAAAUGGAUUGAAUAGGCUGUUAUUAAACUAAGUAAAAUAUUUGAAUAAUAUUAGACACGAUUGAAUAGGCUGUAUGGUCGUUGAUCAUUGCCUGUUUUGAAGGAGACUUGGUAACUUCGAGACCGUAGAUAGAGCAUAGACAUAGCAUUAGAGGUAAGAUACUAUGUCUAUGUUCGAGACAGAACACAAUUAAGCUGAGAACAAAUUAUCGGACGCGUCCGUCAGCCGCGGCUGACAGUCGCGGCUUAGCGGUGUGCACGGUAGUUAAGACGGCGUCUUCGGACGCCUCACUUCAGUCAUUCUAUAAAGGUGUUUCAAUCGAGAAACAUGACAAACAGCGACAGCGAGGACGAAUUUAUAGAGUUAGCGGCAGCUGCCUUAUGUUGUCCUCCAAAAAAAAAAGUGAAAAGGAGUGUUUGGGUCCAUGAUAUUAAUGUAAAACGACUCGAGUAUGGUGAAUUUCAUACAUUGUAUCCAGACUUACAAAAAGAUGAUAAACGUUACAAAAUGUACUUAAGAAUGAAUGAAAACCAAUUUGAUUUUCUUCUUAGUCUGAUUGAAAAUGAUAUCGAAAAACAAAUGACACAGUUUCGGAAACCGAUAUCUGCAAAGGAGCGUCUAGUGGUGACUUUGAGGCUUUUAGCCACAGGAGAAUCAUUUAGAUCGCUAGGAUUUAGAUACAGGGUAGGAUUCAGCACAAUAAAAGCUAUCGUUCUGGAUGUAACUAUUGCUAUUUGGAAAAAUCUAAAAGAUAUUUUUAUGCCAAAACCGACUAAAGAAAAGUGGAAACAAAUUGCGAAAACGUACAGUGACAAAUGGCAGUUUCCUAAUUGUGUGGGAAGCUUGGAUGGGAAGCAUGUUAUGCUGUUUUGCCCAAAUAAUGCGGGAACGUCAUUCUAUAAUUACAAAGGCCGACAUUCUGUCGUUCUUUUAGCAUUAGUUGACGCUAACUACAAAUUCAUUGCAGUUGAUGUUGGGGCCUUCGGACGUAACAGUGACGGUGGUGUGUUUGCUGAGUCAAAACUGGGAACUUCAUUGGCGACUAACACUGCAGAUAUACCAGCAGAUACACUAUUGGAAAAUGGUGGUGAGCCCAUGCCACAUGUCAUUAUAGGAGACCAAGCGUUUCCAUUAAAACCAUAUUUAAUGAGACCAUACAGUAAAGAAGCUGUUUCUAAUAACGCAAAUAAAAAGAAUUUCAAUUAUAGAUUAUCACGUGCAAGGAGGACAGUUGAAAACGCAUUUGGCAUUUUGUCAGCAAGAUGGCGGAUAUUUCAUACAGAUAUUGAAGUACAACCAGAAAUUGUCGAUAACAUCGUUUUAUGCUGUUGUUGCUUACACAACAUGCUACGGAACGACGAAGAUGACAACAUCUUUUUGCAAGAUCUACCAAAUGGUGUACCAGAUAACUUUAUAGCAUUUGAAGGUAUUCGUAAUAAUUCUACCCGAGCAGCAUUUGUUAUUCGAGACAAGUUUUGUGAUUACUUUAGUUCCGAAAAUGGAAGUUUGCCUUGGG